Molecule: messenger RNA, 2302 nt
Organism: Schizosaccharomyces cryophilus OY26
Lineage: Eukaryota; Fungi; Ascomycota; Schizosaccharomycetes; Schizosaccharomycetales; Schizosaccharomycetaceae
Product: triacylglycerol lipase
Exons: 3
Coding region: 221-2167 (648 amino acids)
Biological process (GO): lipid metabolic process
Molecular function (GO): triacylglycerol lipase activity
Source: RefSeq, a predicted model, not a curated record
AAGCUUAAAGUUUACGUAAAAACCUGGGGUAUUGACGUCGUUCAUAAAAGAAGGGCGUGAGACAAUAAUAGGUUAUUCUCCUCUUCCAACCUGAAUAGUUUCAGGGCACACUUACAGCGAAAUUUGAUGUCUAUUUUGCUACUCUUUACUACAAAGAAACUUUUUUUUCUGUGAUUGAAGUUUCUUGCAUUGUUUGCGUGUCUUAUCUUGAAAAAAAACGAUGACCGGUUCUGGAAAUUCAGAAAUUGACAAUGAUUAUACCGUACAAGAAGAUCUUGACGAAUUUGUCAAAUACACUUGCGGCUAUAGCAAGCAAAGAGACAAGCGAAUAGAGUAUAUCAUUGCACAACACGAUUGGAAUCCUGUACAUGAGGUUGUACUGCCCAAAAAAGGGAAGACGGGAAAAGAUGAAAAACGGGAGGGUUUUAUGUAUCCCAUUUUACGUUGGCCACUUAUGAUCACUGCUUCCAUUUGUCUUAGCGUCGUUGCAUUUCUUUACUUACUAGAUCGUAUGUAUAUCAACUGUUAUGAAUAUUUUAUUGUUUGGCGUGGUCGACCUGCCCUUUUACGGAGCCGUCUCCAAAAUGCCAAGACCUUUGAAGAAUGGAAGGCGCGGGCUCGGGACUUGGAUGACUAUUUCGGAAAUAACGAUUGGAAGCUUGACCCAGCUUACGAUUAUUACGAUUACUCCCUUCUUCGAACUGUCUUCCGCAGUUUAAGAGUUCAUCGACUGAAGGAGGAAUGGGAACAACUAAAAUCUACCCUGGAUGUUUGUGUCCGUAGUAACUUUGCCGCUAUCGAUAGCCCCAUGCUCUAUUCUCGCACGUAUUCGGGCACUAAAAAGCUCGUUGAGGACUAUGUGAACGAGCUAACUCACUGUUUACAAUUAGUUAUUGACAAGAAGCUAUAUACGCCAAAAGAUAGAUCCCGCAUGUUUGAAUACUUUUCACAUAAUUAUGGCCGUACCGCUCUCUGUUUGUCAGGCGGUGCUUCCUUUGCUAUUUACCAUACUGGUGUCCUUGCUGCACUUUUGGAGCAGGAUCUACUUCCGAAUGUGAUUACUGGAACCAGUGGUGGUGGUCUUUUGGCUGCUCUGGUCUGUACUCGCACAAAUGACGAGCUACGGCAACUGCUUGUGCCUGAACUAGCUCCUAAAUUUCAAAGCGAUGUCGGCAGCUAUAUAGAAUCUGCAAAGCGAUACAUUCAAACAGGAGCCCGGUUUGAUGAGAUUUUCUGGGCCAAAACAUGCAUGUUUUUCACUCGUGGAAGCAUGACUUUCGCCGAAGCUUAUGAAAGAUCCGGUCGAAUUCUCAAUAUCUCUGUCAUUCCCAGUGAUGCUCACUCUCCUCCUAAAUUAAUAAAUUAUUUAACUUCCCCAAACACAAUUAUUUGGAGUGCCGUCAUUGCUAGUUGUGCUGUGCCAGGAAUCCUGAAUCCUAUCCCUCUGAUGACAAGAGGUCCCUCAGGAAAGCUAAUACCACACAACUUUGGUAAUCGCUUUAAAGAUGGAAGCCUUCGCACAGACAUUCCCCUCGGAGAAUUGAGGACACAGUUUAAUGUUCACUUUUCCAUCGUUAGUCAAACAAACCCUCACGUUCAGGUUUUCUUUUUCUCCCCCCGCGGCACUGUAGGAAGACCUGUUUCUCACAGGAAGGGUCGUGGAUGGCGUGGUGGUUAUUUAGGUAGUGCUAUUGAGCAGUACCUCAAAUACGAUAUGAUCAAAUGGCUUCAUGUUAUUCGUAGCCUAGAAUUGUUACCACGACCUCUUGGACAGGACUGGAGUAGUGUUUUUCUUCAAAAAUUCGAUGGCACUAUCACUAUCUGGCCAAAAACAAAAUUGAAAGAUUUUUGGUAUAUCCUAUCUCCUCCUAGUAAUGAGCGUUUGGCGAAUAUGAUCGCAGCUGGCAAAGCUGCUACGUUUCCCAAGAUAGACUUUAUCUCCUCUCGUAUUCAAAUAGAAAAACUUAUUGAAAAAGGACGUGCAAUGGAUCGACCAACUGCGCUCGGUACAUCUGUAGAUGGAGACAUUGGCACGUCCAUAACUCGCCAGGAUAUGGAUGUUAGUUGUGAGUCUGCUACAGUCAACCCGGACGAUAUUAUAAACAAUCAAAAAUUUACUUCAACCGGAAGUGUGACACCAGGCUUUACUAAUGCCAAAAGUCCAUAAUUGAAAAGAUAAUUUACUUAAUGCUUCAUUUACCUACCGACAUGUGAUCAAGAGUAAAAAUUUAAAAAUAUUAUUCUAAUGCCUUCUUUUACCAUAAUUAAUUAGCAUAGCUUCUGAAGACGAACAAAAAUGACA